Molecule: messenger RNA, 1441 nt
Organism: Marmota flaviventris (yellow-bellied marmot)
Lineage: Eukaryota; Metazoa; Chordata; Mammalia; Rodentia; Sciuridae
Gene: Unc50
Product: unc-50 inner nuclear membrane RNA binding protein
Cellular component (GO): Golgi membrane
Source: RefSeq, a predicted model, not a curated record
GCCCCUCUCGGGCCUUAGGCCCGCGGUCGAAUUCCUGGAGAAAAUCAAAGUCGCCCAUUUACAUGGGAAUCUCAGAGAGUUUUUAGUAUAAGCAUGUCCGACAUGUUGCAUGGGACUCCUAAUUCGUUCCUUGCUCGAAAUUCAAAUGUAACUGGGCGGUCUGUACCUUUAUUUGCUAAACCUGGCAGCCAUACCCGAGGCCCCGGGCGAAUGGAGAAGAGCUGGGCUGGGCGGGGCGGGGCACUGUCCGCGUCCUGGAGGCCGACGAAGCGUAGUAGGGGCGUCGGGCUGCGCUCACCAGCCUUGGCCUGGCCGACUGGUCUCCCACGCUGUCAUGCCUCCUGCUGAACUGCCCUGGGAGUAAAGCGCUAGGGAUUGGAUAUUUGCUUUGUUUUUAUGUCGCAUUCUGAUGAACAAGGAGCUUGCUGGCCUUACGCUGAUGGACCUGUGUGGAAAAGCUAUUGUACCUCUUCGGAAGAUGUUACCAAGUACUUCAGUGAAUUCCUCAGUGCAGGGGAACGGAGUCUUGAAUUCCAGGGAUGCAGCAAGACACACAGCUGGAGCAAAACGCUACAAAUACCUCAGGAGGCUUUUUCGAUUUCGCCAGAUGGACUUUGAGUUUGCUGCCUGGCAGAUGCUCUACCUGUUCACUUCCCCACAGAGGGUUUAUAGGAACUUUCAUUACCGGAAGCAGACAAAGGACCAGUGGGCCAGAGAUGACCCUGCUUUCUUGGUCUUAUUAAGUAUCUGGCUCUGUGUAUCCACUAUAGGAUUUGGCUUUGUGCUGGACAUGGGAUUUUUUGAGACGAUAAAGCUUCUCCUAUGGGUCGUGUUCAUAGAUUGUGUGGGUGUUGGUCUUCUGAUAUCGACUUUAAUGUGGUUCAUCUCCAACAAGUAUCUAGUAAAGCGACAAAGCAGAGACUGUGACGUGGAGUGGGGCUAUGCCUUUGACGUGCACCUCAAUGCCUUCUACCCGCUCCUGGUCAUUCUGCAUUUCAUCCAGCUGUUCUUCAUCAACCAUGUUAUCCUAACAGACACAUUUAUUGGAUAUUUAGUUGGAAAUACCUUAUGGCUGAUUGCAGUUGGCUAUUACAUCUAUGUAACCUUCCUAGGAUACAGUGCAUUGCCCUUUUUGAAAAACACAGUAAUUCUUCUCUAUCCGUUUGCACCUCUGAUCCUACUGUAUGGGCUGUCGCUGGCACUAGGCUGGAACUUCACCCGUGCUCUGUGUUCUUUCUAUAAGUAUCGAGUGAAAUGAAGAGAAAGGUGGCAAUACCCAGCUUGACUGUGUCAACAGUAUUGGUGAGGUGAUGAUUUCUUGUAAAACUUGUAAAUAAACUCUUUGUAGAUAUCUUAAAGGUGUAAAGUUUACAGAUUUGAGGAGAUAUGCUAACACUGUGGUCUCAAGUACAUUCCUUCAAUAAAUAUUUUUUAAACUAAA